Branchiostoma belcheri (Belcher's lancelet) is the source of this 1759-nucleotide messenger RNA. Its product is annotated as dihydropteridine reductase-like. The transcript is spliced from 6 exons. Gene Ontology annotation, molecular function: 6,7-dihydropteridine reductase activity; NADPH binding; NADH binding. The record is from RefSeq and is a predicted model, not a curated record. Bases 217 to 930 code for a protein of 237 amino acids. Gene Ontology annotation, cellular component: cytoplasm. NCBI's taxonomy places the organism in Eukaryota, Metazoa, Chordata, Leptocardii, Amphioxiformes, Branchiostomatidae. Gene Ontology annotation, biological process: L-phenylalanine catabolic process; tetrahydrobiopterin biosynthetic process.
GAAGAUGCAACAAGUUCCUGCUCAAACCUAAACCUAUUUACUCAUUCCAAAGAUAUCAUGUUAUCUAAGCCAGUCAUUACAUCAUCAAGUAAAGCUGCAUAAGGCAUAAGCAGACGUGUACAGACUCCGUGCAGCUCAACAGCCGAAACCUGUCAGUAGGCAACAAACUGGCAAACUUCUCAUCCAAAAUCACGUGAUCGAUCACUUGUAAACAAGAUGGCCGCGUCCAGUCGUGUGUUGGUGUAUGGAGGGAAAGGUGCGCUCGGAUCCGUCUGUGUCAAGUAUUUCAAGGAGAAAAGCUGGUGGGUAGGCUCUAUUGACCUGGUGCCUAACGAGGAGGCUGAUGCCAAUGUGGUGGUGCAGCCAUGUGAGUCAUGGCAGGAGCAGACCGACGCCGUGCUGAAGGGCGUGGACGAUUCCCUGCGCGGAGAGAAGGUGGACGCCAUCUUGUGCGUGGCAGGAGGCUGGGCAGGCGGACAUGCUGGCACAAAGGACUUCAUCAAGAACUCAGACCUGAUGUGGAAACAGAGUGUGUGGACGUCUUCCAUCGCAGCCAAGUUGGCUUCACAGCAUCUCAAGGAUGGAGGAGUACUCACCUUGCCAGGGGCUCAGCCUGCGCUGGGGGGAACAGCAGGAAUGAUUGGCUAUGGGAUGGCCAAGGCUGCUGUCCACCAGCUGACCAAGAGUUUGGGCCAGCCCAAUGGUGGUCUUCCUGAGGGGGCUGCUGCAAUCGCCAUUCUUCCAGUGACCUUGGACACCCCCAUGAACAGGAAAUGGAUGAAAGAUGCUGACUUCAGCACAUGGACAUCCCUGGAGUUUGUAGCAGAGCUAUUCUACAACUGGACUCAGGGUAAGGACCGCCCAGCAAGCGGCACACUCCUGAAACUCAACACAUCCGAUGGCAUCACCAAAUGUACUCCUGCUAACUGACUCCAGCCAGGAGGCCUUUCUAUGGACAACAACGCCCAGCUCCCAGGCUGACAAACAACGGGAAAUGAUUUGGACCUUGAUGGAUUUGGACCUUGGUGGUAGAUGCAUCCUGUCGACAGUGUUAUUCAUUUGUAAUGUUGUUGAAGAUAGACUUUGCAAGGUUUGGGCCUAUUUUGUCAGUCUAACAAAAUGCCUUCCUUCCCAAAAUGAUACGUAUCAUCAGAAACAGUUUGUAACCUACCUACGUUUAUCAAUGAUUAGCUGCCUAAAAGUUGCAGGGUUUUCAUUGGUAUCCUUUGGGUUUAAUUGCAAAAACAAGCUAGAUACGCUAAGACAAAAAAUGGCAAAAAUCCUGUUAAGUCUAUGUUUGAAUGUAAGAAAUAUUGUAGCUUGCCCAAAGCAGGAAGGAUAGAAGCCUCCAGGUAGAGAAUGAGAAGGCUUUCUUAAACUCAACAAGUGAUCAUGUGAUAGAGUGUUAUGGGUGAACUAAUAGAUAGUGGUGGUGCAAACUGGUGAUUCUUGGUGCUGACUUAAGACAUAUCUGUGAAUCAACAUUUACAAGUAGCUAGUAGAACUAAGGCCCUGCAAGUGAUUUUGAGAGAGAACUUCUGGCAGCCUAUUCACAUGUGUAGAAAUCGUGAGACAUGACUCUGAAAAGAGAAACUUGCACACAAACAUUUGAAAAGCACAUUUUGUAGGCUGAAUAGCUGCAACAAUAGGUCAUGGUAACAAAUGUGGAGACAGUUUACGUAGACAAGUGUAUGCGUACCAGGUCUAAAGCCCAAACCAUUAAAAUGCAGGUGUCAUCCAGGAAACCAAGUUUGUUUAA